CAAAGCAUUUCUAAAGAGUUAACCGAUGACGCCGUGGUACACUAUUCAAUUUCCUUUUCACGUUUCAUUUUUUCCCUAAAAGUAUUGGAUACUUUAUCAUUAACCCAUAAUGUGCAAGCAAAGUAUUCUGAUUUCAUUCUGGGCUCAUGAGGACGUUAAUAUUUUGGAGAAGUGGGUCUUUGAAGGGCAUUAACCUCCUGAGUCUAAUGUCAUUUCAAGUUCUGGGGAGGGCGGUGGUGUUUUUCAUAAGUCCAUAAUGAAAAAGUCCAUAAUGUGAAUUCACAAGAUGUGGGCUUUGUACGAGAAACGAACAAAGAAUCAACUCAUUGCCGAAUGGAAUUAAUCUCACUGAACAUAGGACAUAACCGCGUGCACUAAAGAUACGACAAGGUUGCAAAUUUUAAUUUGAAAAUUAUUUACCGGCAACUGGAAUUUUUUCAGCAUCUGCCUCUGAUACAGAGGAAACAGUGCUUGGGUUCUUAGCAAUUACAGCGCUGUGGGACCCGUUUAAUUAUAUUCUCCACAUGAGAACAGUCUGAUGCGCUGAAGGCUUAAGAUGCCUCUACAAAUUCAUUCUUAGCGUCUCCGUGCCUCUUAUUUCUAUGCCUUGGCUUCAUUGUAAUAUUUAUCCGUUUUAGUUUUGUCGGCUACCUUGUUUCUCGCCCACUGCUUUAAGGGCGCAGUUCAGCAGAAUUACUUUAUUUUUUUCCCUCGAAUCACUCGUCAAAAUGAGAGGAAAACUCCCCGAAAGAAAAAUUAAAAAGGGCCCCCAUAAAAUAGGGUAAAAAUAUUAGCGUUGUAUCCUUCAUUUUAACGAAACACAAGAAAAAGACCAGCGCCUUAGUAGACGCCUCACUUCAGUAUUUUUAAACGUUUUGUCGUUUCUUUAAAUUAAAGACAAUUUCUUGAAACCAUUUUUCAGAAUCAGCAAGGGAUGUGAGGGUUAUAUCAUUUUUUCUCCGCAUCGUUUUUAGUAUAAAAAAAUAACGGAAAUCGAAUCAUUAUUUUCUCGGGUUUAUAGUAAAGGAAUUCACAUCGGAUGUCAGCGGACGUUCUUAUUUUAAAAUGGUGAUUUGAUUACUUAAUUCGUGCUUCUGUAUUUCAAGUAUAGUCAUUUGGCACGGUCUGUUCCACUGUCAUGUUGGAUAUUUAGAAACAACAAAGUAGUGCCCGAGGUCCCAGUUACAUCAAAAUAUUGCCUAACACGCAAGCAAUAACUAUGCAGCGCUCCCAGGUCGCUCCUGCGAAUCUUUUUGUCAGCACCUUUCCCAUUCUGGGCACAGCGAGCAUAUUACACAGUCCAGCUUUUUAAUAGUGAAAAAAGGGGGGGGGGGCGACCUAAGGUCUCUUUAACACAUAGAAGCAUAUUGUGAUAGCCGAACGCUUGCAUUUUACUUGUCCAUUAUUUUUGUCUUUUUGUCUUGUAAUAAUUCAUUACAUUGGAAAGUUGCAAUUUGAGAAAUAUACUAACACCUUACCCCGUGCUGUAUAGAGUGCAGCAGACUGACAUGUUUCAAAGUCUAUGUCAGAGGUAGUAUUUGAAGGAGGCUUUUGUCGAAUAGGUGCGGGGAAAAAAUUCUUUCCUGGGACUCCAGGAAUUUCCUGGAAAAACACUUUCCUGGGACUCCUGGUCCCUUCCUCAGUGCGAAAUUCGUCUGAAAUAUUAAUAUUGUUUACAAGAUGUAACAUUAGAAAGAUGAAAGGACAAUAAUCAAAGGUGGCUUUUAAUAUCCUGAUUAUUUAAAAAUACCUUUUAAGAAGCAAGACACACUUAAACGUGCUCUUUAAGACUCGUCUAUAAAAUCCUGUCUUGCAUUAUCAAUACCCAAGUCUAGACAUUGGUUAUGUUUACUGUUUCUUUCUUCUUGCAUCUUGGUAUGUUGUCACCAGAGGAGCAAUUUAUUGGUGUAAUGCAGUCUAAUUCAGCCUCUUUGAUCUUCGGAGUAGUCUUCUUGGUUGCUUCGCAUUCGUUUAAUUUCUUGGGCCUUUAUUUCUUCUCAGGAAGCGUUUCUGUUGAGAUUGUGAUUCUUGUGGGGUUUUUUUGUAACUAACUGUAACACUGAGUAAUAUUUAUGAAAUAAGGAAGCUGUUUGCUCUGAUGCUGGCUUUAGGUUGCGAAUAAUACACGUUUGUACAUAUGUAGCUGUUGGCAAACAGCUAAACGUAGUCACAACAUUUGCAUGCUCUUAAACACAAAUACCUACAUGUCUUCGCUGUAGUCAAUUUCACUUGUUUCUCUCCGACCCCAUAUGGAAUCGUUGCAAUAUUCGCACGGGAGCAGCCCUCAAGAGUUCUUUCCUUCUCCCCCCUCCCCCCAGGCUUUCAAAACCUGAACUCUAGGGUCCGUGCGAAAUAUCGCCAAGAACAAUUUUAACUAGUGAGAAGUUCUUUGUACACAGGGCAUUAAACUCUAUAAUUUAAAGGAGAAUUUCCGGGGCAAUUCCAUUGUGCCUCUUCCAGUUUAUGAUGUGCAAUAUAGCAGGGCAGUAAAAGCUGUCUUUACCAGGACUCCCUGUCUGAGAGAAGGAAACCCAUUUUAUGAUCCGUUUAAAGGAAGGGUACGGUGCAGCAUCCUCAAUGGAAAGUCUUCUUAUUGUUGGAAAGUGGAGUGUGUAGAAAAUGAGGAACGUUACCCGUGACUUAAAUGUAAUGUUGCUGUCUCCUUCGGAUAGUAAGGACAUUGUGAGACACCCUGAUCUAUACCACCUGUGAUGCAGGAGGAGAUUGGAGGAUGGGGUCAUAUGACUGGUCACGUGCUGGAGGCAGCUCAGUCCAAAAGAAAAUGGGGUUUGGUGUAAAUCUGGGGGUGUAAUGUUAUCAUAUAUCACGCUACCUCGUAAAACCGACACGGAAGCCUACCGGACAACAAAUCACAGGUCAAAAUUAUGAGUUCUUCGUAUUAUGUGAACGCUCUUUUUAGCAAAUAUACGACGGGGGCUUCUCUUUUCCAAAAUGCAGAGCCUACUUCUUGCUCCUUUGCAACCAACUCUCAGAGAAGCGGCUAUGGACCAGGGGCUAGUGCUUUCACCUCCUCCAUGCCUGGCUUGUACAAUGUGAACAGUACCAUAUAUCAAAACCCGUUCUCUUCCGGAUACAGCCUGGGCUCAGAUGCCUACAACCUGCAUUGUUCCUCUUUUGAUCAGAACAUUCCCGUCCUCUGCAAUGAUCUAACCAAACCCAGCUGUGAGAAAGCGGAGGAAAGCAACCUGCACAGCCAGGCUGAGGCUAAUUUCCGGAUAUACCCCUGGAUGAGGUCUUCAGGUCCAGAUAGGAAGCGGGGUCGCCAGACGUACACUCGCUACCAGACACUGGAGCUGGAGAAGGAAUUCCACUUCAACCGCUAUCUGACUCGCCGGCGGAGAAUAGAGAUCGCCCAUGCUCUGUGCCUCACUGAGAGGCAGAUCAAAAUCUGGUUCCAAAACCGGAGGAUGAAAUGGAAGAAAGAGCAUAAAGAAGAGAGCGCCAGCACCCCAGCGACCAACGAGAACACGUCAGCAGCAGCGUCUGUGGAGAAAGUGGAGGAAGAGGAGGAAGAAGACGAGUAAAAGCCCCCAUUUGAUGAAGCAAUCUCUAGUAUUAUGUAUGCACGUGACAGUUGUAAAAGCUCUCUUGAAAAAAGACUCACUGUUUUAUUUUCAGUAUUCGGUUCCCCUUAAUGAACAUCUUGUAACCGAGCAUUUUAGAACAUGAAAAGGUCCCCUCCCUUGACUUGUCUUCCAGUCCCCACCUUCCCAGAGCUCCCCUAUUUCCUGCCUAACCGAAUUAUAAUCUCGCAUAAGGUCAUCCUGGUCAUCUUAUUUUCGUUUGCCCAAACCUAGGGUGUUUUGUAUGAGAACAUUUGCUAGAGAGAACUACUCCUUGCACAUGCAGGAAAAAAAAUCACUUUCAGCGUAACUACCUGACUCAAUUAGUCCCAAUCAGUUGUGCAGGGGAAAGUGCAUUAGGAUCACGUAAAAAAACUACCUAACUUAGAAUAAAUAGUUCUGCACUUCCUGUUUGCUUUUAUUUAAAUAGGUCAAAACAAACAGACAGCAUUAAACAGCAAGUGGAAAAAAAAAACCCUGCAAAAAAUAAUGAAACAGAAACCACUACAUCCUGCAAUUAUUUGUACUACCUAUCUUCCAGACUACCUAUUUCUUGUUCCGCCUACCUAUCUUCUACGCUAUACUGUAUUUUAUUAAUCAAAAGAAAAUAACAUACUAAUGUGAAUUGUAGAAUGCUUUUAGUAACGUAAGUGUAGUCCUUUGAAAAGUACGCAUCAAUAGCUUUGGUAUAUAAUUUGGUACCGAAAAUGCUAAAUAUAUUUAAAUUGAAAAAUAAUAUAUUUAUUCCAAAGCAAUUAUAAAUGAAAACCAUAUGCUGCAGUAUAUCUUUCUUCUCAGUCCUUUACUAUUCCGAGUGGAGAAGAAAACACAUGCUAAUAUUGUACAAAGCGCUUUAAUAGCUUCUGUUGGCUUCUACCUUUUGAAGUACACUGUUACAGGCCGGUUUGUUUUCUAAGCUCAUCCUACUUAAAAUAGCGGAAACUGUUUCUUUAAAAACUGAAUUAAGACGACUAUGUUAGCGCCUCUCAAAAAUCUUUUUGUCCUGAUUUCGGAAUGUGUUAAUAUGUAAUACCGUGAUUUUUCCUACAAUAGCAAAUACUGUAUAUUUAAACGAUUUUUUUUGUCAUUGAUAUUGUCUUGAAAUCAUUUGUAAGAUCACGUCAUAAACUGAGAAGUCUGUAAUUAAAUUGGUAUCUUGGUAGCAUGAUGUCUUGUUAAGAUUUCUGUAUAAAUCCUUCAUGGAGGUUUGGCUAAAGUUUAUUCAUAAAUUGUACGUUACAAUGUGUUUCGAUGUGUUCAUUGUGAACAUUUGAAUAUACCGUGUAAGUAUUGGCAGUGGAGGACAAAAAUGUAUGUUCACUCUCUUUGGAAGUGAUACCGUGUUCAAAUAUCUCCCACAAUAAAUGUGUUUUAUGUUACACAGAAAAUAAAUAUGCUUGUUGACAAUGAA
This is a messenger RNA of Pelodiscus sinensis (Chinese soft-shelled turtle), 4995 nucleotides long. Lineage: Eukaryota; Metazoa; Chordata; Testudines; Trionychidae. The record is from RefSeq and is a predicted model, not a curated record.